UAUAUCCUGAAGCGUCUGGCUGUCCUGGUAGAGACAUCUGAGUACAGCCACAGGCCUGGAAUAUCCUAAGAGGGUAAGAAUAGCCAUAAUAAGAAAUGACUCCCGCCGUUCUGGUCCCUGCAGUUGUCAGGAAUGCUGUGCCUCAGAGGCAAGCAAGUGGCUUAGGGCUGUCUCAACUUGGAGGCAGAGACUUGCUUCCUAGCCUGGGCUCAAAUCUUUCCUUUCACAGCUACAACUCUCACCUUUGUAGCUAAAAUACAUUUAUUUCUGCAAGAACUUUCCACCUCCUUGGUGAACACCGGCCUCCACAUCUCCAGCAGCCUUGAGUCCAUGGUGGCGUUCUGGAAGCAUGGAGAACUUGGACUUGUUGGGCUUCCUCAUCAUCACAUUAAACUGCAAUGUGACCAUCGUGGGAAAGAUCUGGCUUAUCUUCAUGAUACUGUUGAGGAUGGUGGUGCUCAUCUUGGCAGGGUACCCCAUCUACCAGGAUGAGCAGGAGAGAUUCGUUUGUAACACUCUGCAGCCAGGAUGUACCAACGUUUGCUAUGACAUCUUCUCUCCUGUGUCCCAUCUGCGGUUCUGGCUGAUCCAGAGUGUGUCUGUCCUUCUGCCUUAUGUGGUUUUCAGUGUCUAUGUCCUCCACCAAGGAGCCCAGCUUGCAGCCCAAGGAGCCUGCUGGUCAAAUGGAGUUGCCACGAGCCAUAAGCCUUCUGACCUGACCCCUGGGGAGAGGCACUGCCCACAGCCCUGCAGGGCGGGGUGUAGCCUGAGUGUGCCAGAUUUCUCCUCUGGCUAUGUCAUCCACCUCUUUUUUCGGACCCUGAUGGAAGCAGCUUUCGGGGCCUUGCAUUACUUCUUCUUUGGAUUCUUGGUCCCUAAGAGAUUCUCUUGUACACACUCUCCUUGCUCCAGCGUGGUGGACUGUUAUGUUUCUCGGCCCACAGAGAAAUCCAUUAUGAUGCUUUUCAUCUGGGCAGUCAGUGUGCUCUCCUUCCUCUUCAGCGUCAUUGACCUGAUCUGCAGUGUUCGGAAACGGAGGGGCAGGAAGGGAAGCCUCAGGGAUGGACACUCCUUCCCUAUCAGGAAGGAGUGUGGAGCCAUGACUUCGCCUCCUAACCACACUGAGGGAUGUGAGGCCUCUCAGAGACUGGGGGAGAGGCUAGGUGAGAUGGAUGAGGAUGGCAGAUGGGGGGAAGAGGGGGUGCCCACUCUCCCUGGUGUGUGCACCAGAGGGCAGGAUGCCAACAGCCCCAGCAGUAAAUUGGGGCAGGUGGAGCCCCCCGAUGAAGAUGGGAGUGAAGUGAUGUCCUCAGCCAGUGAAAGGUUGGCCAUGGCUCACAAAGAGCCUGGGGGCAGGUCCCACAGAGAAGUCACCCAGGACACCAGGAGCAAAGGCCUUGCUAGGUCAGAGCAGCAGCCCUCAGCCUCUCGAAGCCACCUGGCUGAGCACUACUCAAGCAGUCAGCUACAGCUCACUGACCGGCUGGCCACCUCUGGCAGCACCUCCCACCUGAGAACCAAAAAGUCGGAGUGGGUAUGAAGAGAGACUGUCAUGCACAGCCCAGCAAGCCCACUUCUCCAGCAUGGGUGUCACUAUCCUGUGCAAAUGACCACAGCCAUGAAGAAACAUACUCGCCUCAGCAGGUGUGAAAUCUGUCACCUGGUAGUUUAUUAACAGGCAGACAGGUGAGCUGGCAUAAGGAAAAAUGGACUUCCUGGAAGACUCUGGUACAGAUUCAAUUUGGAUGAUGCUUGCUGUUGAAAAAACAAAACAAACAAACAAAUAAAACAACAAAAAAAAAACACUGAAAUGUCUGCAUCAGGCUGAAAUAAUUAACUGGAGACUGUAAAGUUUCUGAUUAUCAUGAGAUUGGUAUAUAUGCUACACUAUCAGCAGUCCCAUUAUCUUAUUUUUUUCCAUGGUAUUUGCUUAAAUAAAGCAUGCUCUUUUACAUUAA
Molecule: messenger RNA, 1958 nt
Organism: Ictidomys tridecemlineatus (thirteen-lined ground squirrel)
Lineage: Eukaryota; Metazoa; Chordata; Mammalia; Rodentia; Sciuridae
Gene: Gjd4
Product: gap junction protein delta 4
Biological process (GO): cell-cell signaling
Cellular component (GO): connexin complex
Molecular function (GO): gap junction channel activity
Source: RefSeq, a predicted model, not a curated record